AGGGGCGGCCAAAUGCGAUCACGUGACCCUGUCAACUAUACACAGCCCUCCCAUAGCCACGCGCGGUCUCGUCUCAUCAGCCGACUCACGCUUCGCUGGGUCCAACGCCAACACGCGACGGGCAACAGCUAUAACAAGCGCACAUGGCACACAACCUUCACUUCUGUCCGUAUCGUCACUGUUCACUCUAGAGGUUACACAUACGCCUGGCGUCGUCCCUACGAUUGUCAACUUUGGUGAUCUUGCCUCAUUCUCGGCUGACACGCGUAUCCAGAGACGAACGCGCAAACAUGCCGGCUGUCAAGUCUGGCAGCGCGACCUUCAAUGUGCCUGCGACCUACGAGGCCGCGAUGGCGUCAGAGGAAGCGCGAAGAGAGAGUUUCCAACGCAGCGCACCUCAUCGCUGGCCGCAUUUGGUGAACACAAGCAAAACAAAGUCCCAAGCGCCCCCAUAUCCUUCGCCGGAGGCUCUGGCGCGCGUCGGGCUCUUCUUUACCCCCGAAGAAAUUGCGAGCUCAUCCAAAGGCGCGCCUUCGCCGGGAAAAGACGCGUGCACGCACUACAUAUGCGGCACACGCGUUUUGGAUUGGCAACCGGGAGACGAUCCUCUCGAGCGCUUGCGGCAGCUCAAUCCCAAUUGUCCAUCUGUCCUCCUCGUCGAGAGUCGCGACAAGCAAGUCAAUGCUGGACAAUGGCGAAGCAUAGCAGCAGCGGCAGCAGUAGCAACCCCGUUGGUUCCAACGCGAGGCAAACGCGCUCUUGGCAGCGCCAGAAAAGGCGACACAGAGCUUCCGGCUGCGUUCUGGCCUGAUCCGCGAUUGCUGCCAACGAGCGAUACCAUGGUAGAAGCGCGUCGCUUGACUUUCGGCGCAGGGUGGCCGUAUGACCGGAAGAAGGGUUGGGGCCCAACCAGUGCCAAGAUUGCUGCUGCCGGAUUGCACUUUGAGCCAUGCGAGGAUGGAGAAGACAAUACACUAUGUGUGUACUGCGGACGAACCUUGGGUGGGUGGGAAAAGGGCGACGAUCCAGUAGAGGAGCAUUUACGCGGUGCGAAGGAUACGCCAUGUCCAUUCUUCUCGUGCAAGUACGUUCCGCCUGACAAGCUGGAUGGCCUACGCGCCCAUGUCUCUCAAGAAGAGGGGAAGGAAGACGUGGAAGAAGUUGAAGAAGUGGAAGGAGAAGGUGCUAGAGGUCGCGACGAAAACGUUGCGGUGGAAGACGCAGCGACUGAAUCAGCGUCAACGCGGACAGGACGCGGGCGCUCUCGGAGGGACGCUUCGACAAUAUCAGCUGCAGUGUCAUCCGAGUCAUCAAGUAGAGGCCAAGAGCGCAGCGCAUCUUCCCGUAGAACUACCACUCAGACAGCUUUGCGUCGAGAGGCUGUGGUUGCGAAUAGCGCUGCUGAAGAGCACGAAGAGUACAGCAAUGCGCAAGCGGAGGUACAUGCAGAGCAGAAUGCGGACGGGCCGGGAGGUAAAUAUGAACCGGAUCGCAAAGAUGAGCCAGUGCCCGCAAAGUGUGUGAACACAGUGGCCGUGGGCAAGCGCCAAGCAUCGAGGAAGACAAAGCCACAGGCGAGUAGCUCUGCACCAGCCGAACCCGCUGCCGAAGAGGACGCAGAUGCGGACGAAGACGUGAAGCAGGACGAGGCUGUGCCAGUGAAGACCAGCGAUAGCGCUUCACCUACCGCUUCCGACGCAAAACAGGCUUCGUCUCAGUCUUCACGCGGAGGAGCAAGGAAAAAGGCCGGGAUUGAAGCCGCACCGGUCCCGAUACGCGCCUCUUCUCGAGCAGCGAGCCGGGCCGCAAGCCAAGGAAUCAAAGCUAGCCUCGCAGAGGAGAAAGAGGCCGCCAUCACGCGUCCAAAGUAUCCAAUAACAACGCCAAAUGCCAGCUCUGACCCUGCCGCAGGUCCUGCCUCCGAAGCACCAUCUGCUGUUUCUAUGAAAAACACGAAGCCCAAGGACACAAAGAAGCUGCAAGUCAGCGACGCGGCUGGCGAUGGUUCCUUUAAUCAUACCGGAGCUGUCAUCUCGGAUGAGGACGCAAACGAGGAAGCGGACGGCACAGUCAUCGAGCACGAUGCAGAACCUCAAGCCACUACUCACACAGAGGGCGCCGAUCUGGAAGUAGCAGGAGGCAAGCACAAGGCUGCUUCUGUAAUCGGAAAAUCUCGUGCGGCCAAAUCCACUUCUAUGAAGACACAACAGGCCGCUUCAGUCACUAACGAUGAGAAACCCCAGCGGACGACAAGGGGUCGGCCGAAGCUUGCUCAGGGCAACGCUCAAACAUCCGUCGCCCCCGCAGUUGGCCAAGCAAAUGACGUAGAAUUACCAGACGCACAAGCUCAGCCCAACUCUACGUCCAGACGCACCACGAGGAGCCGUAUUAUCAGUAACUCAAGCAUUGUUGGCGCUGACAAGACGUCAAGUCUGUCCACUUCUAAGACUACACGCUCGCAGAAGGCUAGCAAGCGGCCAGCUGCUGGGAGCGAAGUCGGAGACAAGGCUGAGCAGAAAGAAGAAGAGCCAGAAACAGAAGAUGAGGCACCUGUCAAGCGACCCCUAGCACGAACACCUUCCGCGAAGUCAACAUCGUCAGCCAAGGAAACGGACGCUACGCGAAGCAUUGCCGCUGCUGCACUCGACAGCAAUGCGCCCGCAGCCACCGUUGCUCAGCACGAAGCCGAAUCAGAAUCCGCCAAGCCAUUGUCGGAGUCAUUAGCCGGGAAUGCCGAUAUGGCAGCUACAAGCACUGUGAGCGCCACCAGCAUGCUCACCAAUCCUUCAAGCGCCACUCUGCUACAAAGCCUCAAGGGGUUGCACAUCUCUGACGUUGAGUACAAGCUCAGCGUGCAGGGCUACCUGGAUCUGAUCAGCAAGAAUCAUUUGGCAGACAUGGAGAGCGAGGGAUUGCGGCGGAUUGCGGAGAUGAACGAGCAAUCUCAAGCCAGGCGGGCUGAACUCGAACGCGUGCUCAAGGGCCGGUAGGAUUUCUGGGCUUCAUGUUUCAACAUUGACAAGCAGCAAAGCACGCAACCCGGAAGAUUUAACAUGUCUGCAUUUGUACAAUACGCAAUCCAU
Tilletiaria anomala UBC 951 is the source of this 3083-nucleotide messenger RNA. RefSeq lists its product as uncharacterized. NCBI's taxonomy places the organism in Eukaryota, Fungi, Basidiomycota, Exobasidiomycetes, Georgefischeriales, Tilletiariaceae. The coding region runs from base 291 to 2990 and encodes 899 amino acids. The transcript is spliced from 4 exons. The record is from RefSeq and is a predicted model, not a curated record.